This is a messenger RNA of Rhododendron vialii, 2258 nucleotides long. RefSeq lists its product as uncharacterized. NCBI's taxonomy places the organism in Eukaryota, Viridiplantae, Streptophyta, Magnoliopsida, Ericales, Ericaceae. The coding region runs from base 451 to 1191 and encodes 246 amino acids. The transcript has 7 exons. The record is from RefSeq and is a predicted model, not a curated record.
GCUGCUCUAUUGUGUGAAGCUUACUGUUGCUGCUGUUCUGUCAGACCAGUAGCAGUGUUGCUGCUGUUCUGUUAUCCUAUUUUGUUACUGCCACUAUGGCGUUGUUUUCCUUCCCUCUUACUAGAUGGAUUGGAAACAUCGCAUAUCAUUUAGCCCAUGUAGCCAUUUGGUGUAAACAAUUUUAUUUACUCUUGUUUUGUUUUCUUUGUGACAGAAAUCAAUCAAACUACCCGUGGACCUACACGAGGCAUUCAACCUCAAGGACUCAUUGACAAACAAGGAAAGCUUCCAGUUCCCAUUCCACAACUAUUCCGUGCGCCGGUAGGAAAGCAUGCUGCUCAAUUGGCCUCAAGGAUUGGUGUCGAGGUUCGCACACAUGUGAUAGACGUUGGCGUCCCUAGGUGGAAGGCAGUAGAUGAGAGUGUUAAAGCGCCUAUACUUCAGCGCAUAAUGGAUAAGUUUGACUUGCAAGGAGAUCCAAUCGAUGUUGAAAAGGCAGUGGCAACACAAUGUGGACGGAGGUUGAGCAAUCACAACUUCGUUUUGCACAAAAAGUACAAGAAACUUAAAGAAACGAGGGGGGAAGAGUAUGCUAGAAACACCCCACCUGCUGGUGUCAAUCCAGAGCAGUGGACGAGCUUAGUUACUAAGAAGUGGACUGUUCCAAAAUGGCUGGAGCGAUCAGAAAAAAACACAUCAAACAGGUCUUGGGCUAAGACAAAACAUAGAUGUGGAUCAAAGUCACUCCCAGUUAGGGUUGCCGCAGCGAUGCACGAUAAUGGAGGUGUUGUGCCCGCGGUAACAGAGAUGUACAAGGAUACCCACUUCAAUAAGGACACACAAAUAUGGAUCUCUUCAGAAUCCGAAGUUCUCUAUGAUAAGAUGGUACAAAUAGAGAUUGAACAUAAUGCGCAGGAAGGUGCAAUCCCGAUUACGCAAGAGGAGCUCUCCGUUAAAGGACUUAAGGCAAAGUCAGGCUAUGUGAAGGGACUUGGCCUUAGGCCUUCCUCCUCUAUUAGGACUGUGAACAGGGAGUAUGUAACACACCUUGAGGGAAAGGUGCAAGAGCAAGCUGAAAAAAUUCAGGAGCAAGCGGAAGGAAUUGAAGCAGCAAACAAUAAGAUAGAGGAACAGGGGAAGACUUUGGCUAGUGUUAUGGCGUUUCUUAAACAACAAGGAUUCACCGGUUAACAACUUGUUGAUUGAAUACGCAUAAGGUUGGUAGCGGGGAAGAUGGUAUAUAUAGGCUCUUCCAUGAAGACUUUUUGUUUGGAUAUAUGAAGACUCCUUUUUGGGAUGAAGGUCCGAGUCUUCUUUUUUGGAUAUAUGCUUCUAUGAAGACUCCUUUUUGGGAUGAAGGUCCGAGUCUUCUUUUCUGGAUAUAUGCUUCUAUGAAGACUCCUUUUUUGGAUAAAGUUCCGAGUCUUCUUUUUUCAUUUUAAUGAUGCUACCGAACUAUGAUGAACAUAUAUGGUAUGGUCUACCUUUCAUGUUUUGUCAUGGGAAUAUUGAUUCUUUAGAUCCUAUGGUUGAAUGGACAUUAAUUUGGUGUAGAAUACAUAGUUCUUAUGGUUAAUGGAUGUCUAGUUUGGCACAUGAUUAUAACGGUUUAUAAAGAUGUAUUGGCUAUUAUGGUGUAAUUUAUAGUUAAUUUGUUUGGCUGAGUAUUGAAUUCCAAAAUGAAUAGGAUGAUAUUGUCUUGUAAGAAGAGUGUUAGUGACAAUUUAUUGUCACUUUUACUUCCUAUACACAUAUUUAAGGUGACAAUUUUUUUUUAUCACCAAAGAUGUUUCUCUCAUCAACUUUUCAAUGACUAUAUCUUUCGUCACUAAUUGGCUUUAAUUGGAAAUUUUAGGUGACAAAAUAUUUUGUCACAAUUAUUAUUUUUAAUUAAUUUCUUUGGUGACAAAACUUUUUUUGUCACCUAUGUAUUUAUAUUGUUCAAUCACCUGCCAUAAUUAGUGACGAAAUUGAAAAUGGGUGACAAAUAAUUAUUACAAUGGUGACGAAAUAUUUCGUCAUCAAAAAGAAUAAUAGGUGACAAAAAAAUUUCGUCACCAAGUGAUUUUUUUGUGACAAAUUUUUUUGUCGUCAAAAGACACCAUAGGUGACGAAAAACAAAUUUCGUCACGAGGUAGGAAUCCUCGACAACCUUUAGUCGACAAAUUUUUUUUCGUCACGAAUACUAUUUGUGACGAAAAACAUGCAAUUUGUGACAAUUUUCAUUUGUCACCUAAUGCAAAUUUUCUUGUAGUGAC